UUGAUUUUUAAUUAAAUGCUACCGACCUAUUUACUCUUAACAAGCCGAAUAAGUCAAUUGGUAAUGGACCGAUUGUAAUGGAGCUUGUCGUUUAUCAUUUCAAGGCUUAAUGGGCUUCUAAUAGAAAGAAUAAAGUAAAUUACUAAUGAAAACGUGAAAAGCUUUAUGGAGAUUAUAAUAUAGAAAAUUUGUUACAUCAUUACAUGGCACGUCCACCGAAUGAUCCAAGUAUUUUUUUUUAAUUCUGAGAACAGUCCGGAUCAUCAGCUGAAGCCCCUGAAUGCUUAGCAUUAUGACAAACUUUGGGCUUGGAAUCUUACACUUUCACGUACUUCUUACUUGUGGUGUACUUUGAGCUAGGUAAAUGAAUUUAUUUUUACUUAAAUAUUCUUGAAUCAAACAGUUAGUUAGGAACCUUAUUUUUCUUGUAACUUGGUUCAAAAAAAAAAAAAAUUGUCUUGUAACAAUCUAGUUUCCCAUGUGUUUUUAAAAAAUAUUUUUAUUUAGUUAUAAUCUUUACACACACAUAUCUAAUACACCAACAUUUCAUAUCUAUAUAUAUAUAAAGGGGAGUUUGACCCGUUCUUCAAAGCGCAAAAUUAUUUUUGUUGAUAAAAUUAGCAAUCCAUUUCUUAGUUCAUAACAUAAAUAAAAAAUCUAUUUGGUAAACUCGUUUUUACUUGAUAAAUAUAUUGUAUAUUCGAUGAAAUAACCUGAGAACUGUGGACAAUUAUGUUGUGCAUGGAUGUGGUCAUAGAUAAUAGAUAUAUGAUUGUUUUUUCUAGUUGUGGUCAAGUGGUCAAGAAUGAAUAUUAAUGGAAUUUUCAAAAUGUAUACAACAAAUAACAUCAGAAAACAAAAAAAAAAAAGAUAAGAAAAGUCUGGUUUUUAAGUUGUUGUGAGUUAAGGUGAGUACUCAUGAUGAAAGUGUUUGUAUUUUUGUUACAUGUGGUUAGUGAUUAGUAACGUAUUAUAGAGAUUUUCGGAUUGGUGUGUGGUUAGCGGUCAGUGGUUUAUAACCACGAUUCAGACUACUCAAGUGGCUAGACUGAGGUUCAAGAGAUCGGACUGGAAGUUUUUUCAUAUUUUUCUUGAUUUGGCUAUAAUAUGUAUUAUAUGUUGUGAAGAACACUGUAGAUAGGGUGGGAAAUUUAUUCUUCUGUAAGCAUAACUUAAGGUAAAAGGCAUAACAAGUUAUGAUGCGUAAACAAAAAAAGGUAAUUCAUAGAUUAGUCACUAUAAGUUGUAUAUAGCUAGCUACAUGUACACUAAAAACAUCUUGCUAGAAUAUAACCUAACGAAUUAUAGCUAAAAUAGAAUACACAAUAAAGUUUUGUGAGUUAUAUAUCUAGGAUAGAUCUAUGUAUAAUACUUACUAUCCGAACUCUAGUUAAGUAGAUAACCAAAAUGAGUAUUCUAUCCGAGUUAGGACAUAAAAUAAAAUAUGACUUCCUAUUUUUUAAAAGAAUUUAAACAUAUAAACUAGUCAUACUUAUGUUUACAAUGCUUUUCAUAUUUUUUUAUAUAUUUAUAUUUUAGUUUACUAUUUUUUUUCAUUACAUAAUGGUAAAAUCUGUUCAAAAUGACCAAGGGUAUCAAAAAUCCUAUUGGGACAAAAUAAAAUUGAAAGUGUCCAUUUUUUCCAAUUCUUCAAAAAAAAAAACAUAAAAACAAAAAAAAAAGAGUGGUCCAAAAAUGGAAAAUACUUACUACCCAAACUCUGGAUAAGUAGAUAGCCAAAAUGAGUAUUCUAUAGCUAGGACAUAAAAUAAAAUAUGAUUUCCUAUUUCUUAAAAGAAUUUUAAACAUAUAAAAUAGUCAACUUAUGUUUACAAUGCUUUUCAUAUUUUUUAUAUUUUAAAAUUUUAGUUUACUAUUUUUUUAUUACAAAAUGAUAAAAUAUAUGUUCAGAAUGACCAAAAGUAUCAAAAAUCCUAUUGGGCUGUAAGAAGUGACUUUAGCUUUAAUUUUUAUCUACAUCCUUAAAUACUACCAAUCAUGUUUCACCUUGGUUUUUAAAGUUACAACCAAAAAAAACUAAAGGUACAACAAAAACACACAAAAAAUAGUUGUAAAAUUUUUAUUUUUUAAAUCCCCAUCUUUUUAGCUGUAUGAAAUUUUAAAGUUACAUCCCUUAAAACUAAAUAAAAAAUCCUAAAAUAAAUUUUCUACAGUUACAUCCCAAACAAUCACCCCCAAAAUAAAAUUGAAAGCGUCCAUUUUUCCAAUUCUUCCCAAAAAAAACAGAAAAACAAAAAUAAAAGGAGUGCUCCAAAAUGGAAAAAGGAAACAAUAAAAGGAACGUUUUGAGUAUAAGAAAAAAGGAAAUAAGGUUGAAAUAAAAAAAAGGAAACUUUUAUUGUUUGAAAAAAACUGUUCUAUAUAAUAAUAGCAUCAGCGACGCUCUCUUUCUCUGCUUCUUUACUUGUUAACAUUUCCUCACAAAAUGAAGACGGUUCCACGAGAUGUUAAAGUACAUAUAGAUGUGAGUGUGUCGUUGAGCACUAGAAGCUACCUCAAUACAGCUUGCAUCAAUCUCUUCCACAAACUCCAGAGACAUGUCGUUGACGAAUCUGAUGGAACCAUCAAUUGUAUUGGACUUUACCCCGCGCCUCCUCUUCCCGUCCCUCAUAUCUGCUUGAAUCUCUAUAAAGACAAAACCAGUUCACAAGAUCUUCUUUCUCGUCUCGAUUCCCAUCUCCAUAAUCCUUACUUGUCUCGUCAGAUCGUCGAGAAGAUGGCUGAACAAGCGGCUCGGAACAACGGGUUUCUACUAGAACCUUACCUCAUGGCCGUUAACGUUGUUUUGGUCCAAGACGUGUUCCACAAGAUUCCUGUUUCUUGUCUUCCUGGAAAAGAAGAGACCCUAAAGAAAGAAACGACAUGUGCCAUCUGUUUGGAGGAUUUGUGGACUAACAAACAGCUGAAAUUGCCACAUUGUUCGCAUCAGUUUCACUUUAGAUGUAUCAGCAAGUGGUUACAGAGUCGCAACUCUUGCCCUCUCUGCCGUGAAAUUGUGUUCGUAAAGAGUGAUUUUGAGUAAUCUGCUUCUUACGUUUUUUUUUAAAUGUAUUGUAAUAACUACUUCAGAUUCCUUGUUUUUCUUUCUUUUUUUGGUAACAUAACACAAUGAGAACUUGACACUAGAGAUUAUAUGUUACCCAACAAAUUAAAAGCAUUGGUCAACAAACGUCUGCUUAUUACCUGAAUACCAAGAAACAUCUGCUUCUUGAUCAACAAAUGUUUCAUUAUUUAAUUGUUUCCUCAAACAUAACAAUUACUUAGUGAAUCGGAUAUUAGGAUCUUAUUUCAGAAUGAUCAUGUCCAGUAAGAUCAACAAGUGUGUUAUAAUAUAGAGAAUGAUGUCGAGCUUGGAGUUGGUAACAUCAUUUUUAUCAUUUUUGCAACUGCAUCCAGGCACCUUUUACCUUUUAGGGCUUUCUAGAUAUUAGGCACACAAAAAUAUUCUUCAAAACAUGAAUCAUGUUUAACAACACAGUCACCAAUGCAUAGGGAUACAUACUAACAUCAUUUUUGUCAUACAAUAAGCAUACUGUAUUUGACAUUUUCGAUCUCUGCACAAACACAAACUCACAUAAGAACAUAUUGAUCCAAAUAUGAUCGCUUUUGGCUUGGGUUACUUCAGAUUCAGAGUCGGCUUAUAUCUGAUUAUGUUUUGGACAAAAUAAUUAAGACAAAUAUAUUUUUAGUUGAUAUCAUAUAUUUAUUUUUUAAAAAGAAUAAGCUAUAAAUUUUUGAUAAAUUCAGUUCUUUUAAAAUUUUAGAUUUGAUUUAGAUGGUUUUGACAAUUUCUGUUACUUGAAAUUUUAGUUGAGUUGGACAAUUUUGGUUAUUUCUUCUUUGCCUAAUAAAUUACUAAACAAAUAACGUUCGUUUUUUAAGAAAAAUGGAACAACCAAAAAUGGAAACACCAAUAACUUUCGAAUUUUAAGAAAAAAAAAAAGCAUAUUAAGUUUUUCUUUAACAAAAAAGGAAAUUAAGUUAAGAAUGAAACAGGAAACUUUAUCGUUCGAGAAAAAAGUGUCGUCGUAUAUCAACACUCAGUUCUUCUCUCACUCAAACGAUUGCUCUCAUAUCUCUUUCUCUGCUUUUGAUUUGUUCCC
Brassica rapa (field mustard) is the source of this 4124-nucleotide messenger RNA. Its product is annotated as RING-H2 finger protein ATL60-like. Gene Ontology annotation, biological process: protein ubiquitination. Lineage: Eukaryota; Viridiplantae; Streptophyta; Magnoliopsida; Brassicales; Brassicaceae. The record is from RefSeq and is a predicted model, not a curated record.